ACCAAAGCGGACGAACAGUGAACAAGACGUAUGGAGCAUGUGUGUGUGAGACUUGAAUCUGAAUGUGUGUGUGAGAGAGAGAGAGAGCUGUCGGGAGUCAUGGGGGCCGUGCUCAGCUGGGGAUUCGUUCGGCUCUGUGCUUUAACCAUGGACACAGCUGCGAUCCUCAGGCUCUGGAGUGCCCAGGACUCCCUUGAGGACUCUCCGCUUGACGACGGAGGACUAGAGGAGGCGGGGGCUUUCGGCGAGUCGGAUCCCCCGGAGUGGAGUGACCACGUGGCGGAGAGUUCGACCGAGGAGUACUACGACUCCCGCUCGUGGCAUAGCGAAACCUUUUCGGACAACGAGGAUUGCCUCUCAGCCCUCCUGGGCGCAGAGGACCUAUACAAAGGAUGGCGCCUGGAGAACGGCCUCCAGUCGAAGGAGCGUAGGCCGCAUCGGCCCAGGAGGCGUCCCAGCGAUGCCAGAGAACCCACAGAGACCAGCAGCACAGAGACCAGCGGCGUAGACGACGCUAACUUGGACCAGCACAGCAUAGCAACCUGCAGCACAGGCACUCCCACAGAAGGCCUAGUAUGUACAGACAACCCCAAUACACUAAGCACAGCCUGUGAUGUCUCGAACUGUCUAGAGACUCACAACACAAAGUCAUGUGACAGCAGCGACACAAUCAGCACACCCAACUCAGAGGCCUGUAGCCCAGAUACAGAGAUCUUGUCUACAAACUCACAAUGCACAGAGACAACACACACAGACUCAUCCUGUUCAAAAACACAAGGACCUGAAACAGCACAGUCUUUUGAGACCGACUGUGCGCUUAGCACUGACAGACACUGCAGCAUCUCUCCGGACCAUCACAGCAAAGAGAAUAGCAACACUGACACACCUGUUACAGAAACACAAAGCACAUGUACUCCCAGUCAGAGAGUUACACAUAUAGACCAGCAGCCUACCCCAGACAGAGACACAAAGCCCUGCCGCGAAACAAGCGUAUUGAGUGUCCAAUCCCAGGUGUGUGUCGGCACUACAGUGGAACAGGAUCCUCUCCAUGGGACAGAUCCGACUGUUAGAAGUACAGCAGGUUCGGAGGAGGCUGGACUUCCUCCCGCAUCGACUCCUCGUCGCCCUGACCCAGAGUGCUCUCUAUUGGAGUCCCACCCACUUGCUGACCCUCCUUCAAGUGUAAAGACAGGGGCCGAUGGGGCGGUGUUGAAAACAAGCCAACAAGAACAGCAGCAGGCUCAAACAGAACAAGAGCCACGGCUGGAGAAUGAUGAAGAUGGUGUUGCUACCCUCCAAGUAAUAUUCGAGGGUCCACACAAAGAGGACAUCAUUUGUGUCGAAGCCAACAACCCUUCAUCUACCUGUGACCAGAGUGUCUUGCCUAAGUGCGCUGUUGAGCAUCAUCUUGAUGAGUUCGUCACCUUAGACACAGAGUCCAAUUCAGACCUAAUUACACAAUCUAACACUGUGAAACAGCCUGAGGAAUGUUCACCCCUCCCCCACAGCGACUGCAAGGACGCUCCCUCACGGAUUUGUGAUGUAAGGCAAUCCACCCAGGCCCAAAACGAGGGGGAGGCAAGAGAGCAGGCGUUAUCAGUGGGGGGGCGCAAAGAGAAGGAGGCCGAAGAGGAGGAGGAGAAGGAGAAAAGAGGCCGCCAUGUUUACUUAAAACAGGAACAGGAUGUGGACAGCACACAGCAACCCCUAGAAUCCAACUCACACACACAAGAGCUCCCCCAUCAUGAAGGACAGUACGCAGAACCAGCGCAGCAUAAACCUACCGACAUUUCUGUUGAAGUAAUUGAGGAGCCAUUUUUGACACAAACUGAAGCAGGUGAUAGGACAGAGGCGUGCGGGAUCCUAAAUGACCCCAGCGGCCCACGGGAAACGGAGCUUCUUCAGGCGGACAUCAUCGCCACUCUGGCCUCUGAUCUCCGGACCAUAGAGAUCACACUGGACACCCACUCCACGCUCUCCAAACAGGUCCAAUCGCAGCUGGACGAGCUGGUGCCUAACUGCUGUGGGAAGUCCUCGUGUUCCUCCGACUCCAACAACAACACCAAGCCCGUGGUGGCUCCCAGUGGCGAGGAGUCCGCUAGCUGUAACCUCUCCCUAGAGCUUUUCACUGUAGACAGGACUGAAAGCAGCUUUGAGGACUGUGAUAAACUGCACACGCCCUCCCAAUCUCAGGCUACAGCGCAAACCACAGACUUGCCCUGGGAGAUCCCCAACGGGGCCACCAGCCCUGCUGAGGAGGAAGAAGAGGAAGAAGAGAGGAGCUCGGAAGAUCUAUUGUGCCCUCUUGAUUUCGAGCCUUACUGGAGCAGUGAGGACUCUGCUUUUUCUGGGAUAGGAGAUGAGACUGAGGGGGUGCGCUGCGAGUUCACCCUAGCUGAUGUGGAUGCACUGGUGAAAUUUCCACAGCAAGGGUAUCUUGACGCUGAGAAUCUCUCUCAUCACAUAUAUCCCUCACGGUCCCUAGAGAGUUCUGAAGACAGUAGCAGGCUAGACAGCACUGCUAACACCACCCAGGACUUUCCCCAGACAAACCAGGAAAAUGGAGACGAUCUUGAGCCUUUAACUAGCCGUUUACUGUUAGAAAAUAACAAGGCAGAGGAGCAGGAGAGUGAAUCAUUUGAAACCAAGCCCAUAUCUGACGAUCACAGCACCAACACCAGGAACCGCAGUAGUAGCAGCGAUUGUCCAGAGUUGGAUUACUGUACAAUCAGUUCAGUAACCUCUCCACAUAUCAUCCAGACUACAGUACGGAUAGUGAGGCACCCAUACCCAGAUUCGGGGCUCGGUCUGCUCUCGGUCCCCAGCCUUGAGCCCAUUCUGGAGACGGACCGCUCCCAGGAGAAUUCUGUGGUGGCUGAGGAUGAAGAGCUGAGCGAGUGUGAACUACAAAGGAGAGGAGGGGUGGGGAUGAAGCCAGCCGGGGAGGAUCGAGAGGGGAGGGACGCCAUCGUCUUCUCCUCCGACAUGCCCGCCUUGUGCCUACAAGCUCCGAGUCCCUCGGACGAACCCAACGCCGAGCUCUCUCGUCCAGAGACGGAGCCGCUGCACUGUGACCCCUGUGCCCCUGACGCCGACCCGGGGCGAGAAAGGGCCGCGACCCUGCAGCCCGAAGACGACGUGGGCUCGGAGAGACGCAGGAGGAGUCCCACGGCCUCGUCUCAGGACCUGGACACCACCAGCACAAAUAGCGAGGAGACGGACGAGCUUUGUGCGGGUCACACAGGUGGGGGUGCCAGCCCCCGGAAACCCUCGAAGAGCAAGGGCAAGGGCAGCCACUCGGGCAAGGGCUCCAAGUUCUCUGUCUUUGCAAAGAUGCCCUCCUUCAGGAAGGGGAAGAGCACCUCCAAGGAUGGCAAGAAGGGGCCCAGGGAGUCCUCGGACGGCGGGGUGGACCUGCUCUUUUACCGGGCGCACAGCGUGGAGCCGAGAGAUCCAGAACGCGAUAACUCCGACGAUGACGUCUUCGACAAGGGCGACAUCCUCAACCAGACGGUCCAGCAGGCCUUUUCCGCAUCCCAGCACGACGGGGAGGAUGACGAGGACCACGGGUUCUUCCCCACGGCGCCUCGCACGCGGCACGUCCGCCAGCUCUACAGCCAGGGCGGGGACGAAGCCGACAAGGAAGGUAGCCCCGAGUCGGGGCACGGCAGACUGACCCCAGGUGGUUCGGACGUAGUGCACUACAAGAGGAGUAAGAGCAGCGACAGCCUGAGCUUACGACUGCGCUUCGCCCAGGCACACAAGUCCCUGUCCAGUCUGUUCGAGUCCCGUGCGAUGGACAGGGAGAACGAGGAGCACGGCGGUCCAGGCGGGCGGCCUGAGGGGGAGGACCCGCGGGCGGUCAAGCAGUCCUGGCGGAGGUUACGGCGGGCCAAAGAAGCGGAGCUUCUGCGUCGCACCGUGUCGGUGCCGGACGGCGAGCAGCCCAAGGGCGGCACGCGGCAGGUCCACAGCGACUACGCCACGCGCUCGGCCCAGGAGAGGAUCAGCACGCCGGGCUCGCCCAGCAGCCCCCGCACCCUCUGCUACACCGACCCCCUCUCCAAGAGGGGCAUCCAGCAGGACGUCGUCGUCUCGGACGACUCGCCCCAGGGCAGCAAGUCCGAGGGGCGACGGAGAAAGGCCCCUCCCAACGGCCUGUCCAUCAGCUUCUCAGACUCGGGCCCGCCGUCCUCGGACGACUCGGAAGCGCCGCCUCACGCCGACUUCAGCCCCUCGUCGCCCUUGAGCCCCGGCUCGCUCGGAACCUUAGCCCUUCACAUGUCCGCGCGCUCGCCGGGGACUAAUGAGAGCGCGGACAUCCCCAUACGGCCCAUGAGCCCCAAACCUCACAUGAGCCCCAGGCCAGCGAGCCAGCGGCGGAACUUCCGCUACGGCCCCGCGCGCUCCAGCGCCCUCUCGCUCAUCCUCCUGGGCCAGGGCAUGAGCGUGGAGGCCCUCUCCGAGCCUCCGGAGAGGCCCAAGACCCUGAAGCCCAAGGCAGGGCCCAUGGGCUCCCUCAGCCCCCUCAGCCCCAUGGAUCUCAUCGGCCAGCGCGAGGAUGGGGCUAUGGAGGGCCAGUCGCAAAACAGCCUGGUCACAUCCACAUCCAGUAAUGAUUUUGAGGCCUCACAAGAUGGCAGUAGACCUGCCACAAGCACGCCAGCAAAGAAACUGAUGGAGAUGGUGGACACCCCACGGCAGGUCGCACGAACGCCGCCGAGCGGCCCCACCAGGUCAGUGUCGGACAUGGGCGCGGGCAGCGGGCAGGAGCGCGGGCAGAAGCGCGGGCAGGUGUUCCGCAGGCGGCGCUGCUGCUCGGACGACCUGUGGAUCGAGGAGGAGAAGAACCGCAAGAGGAAGCUGGCCCGCGCUGUGCGCGAGCUCCACGCCCGGAUCCCGGAAGAGAUGGAGAAAGCCAGGGCUCGUCUCUCCCUCUCCGCCAUGGAGCCCUUCUCCGGGAUGCCCCUCCGCUCCCACUGCUUCUCCCACAGCACCCCCAUCGGCCUGGACUGCCUGGGCUGGAGGCGACGCUUGUCCUACCCCACGGUGAUCCUGCCAGACGGCGCGACCGAGAAGGCCGCGUUCGGGGAUGAGGCAGGCAGCGAGGAGGACCUGUUUGAGGACUACCGCAGCUCCGGCCAUCGAUUCGGCCAUUCUGGAGGAGGCGGAGAGCAGCUGGCUAUAAACGAGCUGAUCAGCGAUGGCAGCGUCGUCUACGCCGAGGCACUGUGGGACCAUGUCACCAUGGACGACCAGGAGCUGGGCUUCAACGCCGGUGACGUCAUCGAAGUGGUAGAUGCCACCAACAAGGAGUGGUGGUGGGGCCGCAUCCUGGACAGCGAGGGCUGGUUCCCUGCCAGCUUUGUUCGGUUGCGUGUGAACCAGGAUGAGCCCAUGGAGGAGUACCUAGCGCAGCUGGAGGAGGCGCGGGAGGAGGACUGCCGGGGGGUGGGCCUGCUGCUGGGCCCCGGCCUGCCCUGCAAGGAGCAGAUGAGGACCAACGUCAUCAACGAGAUCAUGAGCACGGAGCGAGACUACAUCAAACACCUGAAGGACAUCUGCGAGGGCUACAUCAAACAGUGCCGCAAGCGAACCGACAUGUUCUCUGAGGACCAGCUGAGGACCAUAUUUGGCAACAUCGAGGAGAUUUACAGGUUUCAGAAGAAGUUCCUCAAAGGCCUGGAAAAGAAGUUCAACAAAGAGGAGCCCCACCUCAGUGAAAUCGGCUCGUGUUUCCUCGAGCAUCAAACAGAUUUCCAGAUCUACUCGGAGUACUGCAACAACCACCCCAACGCCUGCCUCCAGCUCUCCAAACUGAUGAAGGUCAACAAGUUCGUGUUCUUCUUUGAGGCGUGCCGCCUGCUUCAGAAGAUGAUUGACAUCUCUCUGGACGGUUUCCUGCUGACGCCCGUGCAGAAGAUCUGCAAGUACCCACUGCAGCUGGCCGAGCUGCUCAAGUACACCAACCCUCAGCACAGGGACUAUGCGGAUGUGGAGGCUGCCCUAAAUGCCAUGAAGAACGUGGCGAGACUUAUCAACGAGAGAAAACGGCGUCUGGAGAACGUGGACAAAAUUGCCCAGUGGCAGAGCUCCAUAGAAGACUGGGAGGGUGAAGACGUCCUCACUAGAAGUUCAGAUCUGAUCUUCUCAGGGGAGCUGACGAAGAUCUCACAGCCACAAGGAAAGAGCCAGCAGCGCAUGUUUUUCCUGUUCGAUCAUCAGAUGGUCUACUGCAAGAAGGACCUCCUGCGCAGAGACAUGCUCUACUACAAGGGCCGCAUGGACAUGGACCAGAUGGAGGUGCUGGACGUGGAGGACGGCAAGGACAAGGACUUCAACGUGAGCGUGAAGAACGCCCUGAAGCUGCGCUCGCCCAGCGGGGACGAGGUGCACCUGCUGUGCGCCAAGAAGCCCGAGCAGAAGCAGCGGUGGCUGCGCGCCCUCGCCGACGAGCGCACCCAGGUGCAGCACGACAGGGAAACAGGCUUCUCCAUCACGGAGGUCCAGAAGAAGCAGGCCAUGCUGAAUGCCAGCAAAAGCCAUCCCAGCGGGAAGCCCAAAGCGGUGACCCGACCCUACUACGACUUCCUGCUGCGCCAGAAGCACCCGUCGCUGCCCUCUGCUGUGCCCCAGCAGCAGGUCUUCAUGCUGGCCGAGCCCAAGCGCAAGACCUCCAACUUCUGGCACAACAUCGGCAGACUGACGCCGUUCAAGAAGUGAAGUCAGGAUGAAGAGAGCGAAGAAGGAGAGAGUGGAGAGAGAGUGGAGAUAGAGUGGAGAGCUCACUUAGCUCGUGCCUGAACUUAAACCGUACCUUUUAUCCUCCUUUUCUGUUUUGCUACAUUUCGUUGGGUUUUCCGUUUUUCGUUCAUUCGUUUGUUCGUUCGUUCGAUCGUUCGUUCGUUCGUUCGCUCAUGUCAUUCUUCCAAAAUAAAUGACCAACUGUUGCUAUGAUACCGAGGAUGAAGAUGACAGCAAUGGUGACGGUGUUUGUGAUGAAGAAGAAGAGGAAGAAGACGAUGAUGAUUAUGUUUAAUUUUAUGUUGUUGAGAAAGCACUUUAUAGGUUGGUUACAAUCAGACAUGGACAUAGACUGCGUGUAUCCUCUGGGAGAGCUUACCCUGGAGACUGUCGCUCUUCUCUAUGAACUAUGAACAGCAUGAAUGGGUACUAAUACUACUACGGCUGCCAGACUCUAUGGGGACUCGACAGCAGCCCUAUCUUUGAAAGAUUACUAGACUGACAAACAUUUCUUUACUUUUACCGUUUCCGCUUGUUUGUCUGUUGGUUGGUUUGUUUGUUUGUUUGUUUGUUUGUUUGUUUUGUUUUGUUUUGUGUCAACAGUUGCCAAUUGUUCACAGUGCCAGAGACAUUUGCUUUUUUUUUUUUUUAAUUUAAGUUUGUUCUUAUGUCAGCUGUGGAAAAAAAGGUUAAAAAGGGGCAUCACGAUCUGUGUAAUUAUUUCAGUUCCGGAACAUUUGCACCAUGUCUGGUACCAUCUGAUUUCAAUUAGCCACAUGGAUAGUGAUGUAGAUGGCAGUCUGUACAACCCAAAGAUGAUACUAUAACUGAGAACACACGGCUUGGUGACUUGGUGCGGAUCAAACCCAUCAUCUCUCUUACUGUCUGCAUUUCCUUCUCUGUCAUCUGCACCUCCUUUAGCCUUCUUCUCUGAGUGCCCUCUGCCUAUUAUUACUAGUACUAUUACUAUGAUCAUUAUUAUUACUGUUACUAUUAUUAUUAUUAUUAUUAUUAUUAUUAUUAUAACUUCGUUUUGGAAGUGCCAUUUUGAAGUGUCUCCUGGAUCAUAUAGCUAUGCAUGGACUGCUUUUCAACAAAGCGUGUUAUCCAAACAUGACUCUCCCAGUCUUGGCCCAAGCCCGCUUUUCCUAGCGCUGCUGAACACAAAGAAACAAACCACAACAAAAAAAAAAAAAGGAAAUAUGAUUGGGGUGGUCGUUUUGUGCAGAGCACACAGAUCUCUUUAAAAAGGCAAAUGUGUGAUUUAGCAGUUUUAUUCCCCUUAAGCCAUGGUUAAGAGGACACAUGGUCUGAAUGGAUGAUGGGGGGGGUUUUUUCCAGAGAAAAAUGCUUAAUACGACAAGAAACGACAGCAGCCUGGGAAUAAUACCCGAAUGUCUGAAUACCAUGUACAUUUUUGUCCUCCGUAUGCUGUACCAGAGAGGAAUGUGCCUGCUUUGGUAUACUGAUAGUGCUUAUCUUUUUUAAAGGGGAGGUAUAAUGUCUGUAUCUCACACUGUCCUCCAGUCUGCGUCACCUCCUCCCUCAUAGAUCCCCCCGUUUCCCUGGAGACGAAAUCUCUUAUUGAGCAUCACCGACUCGACUCCCUGAUGAAUACGCGCUCCGCUGCCGCCACAAAUCAAACGAUGUUUGUUGUGACAAAGACACACAAGAUUUUCAAAGAAACAAAAAAUACGAAACAAACACAAAAACUAACUGCUGCUUUUGUUGCCGGCUCUUGACAAUGCGAAUGGAGAGAGACUCUUGAAGAAUUUAUGGAAACUAGGUUAGGUGGACUGCAAGCCCAUAACCACGUUUGAUGCUCUGAUCUUUGCGAAGCAGAAUAUAUAUAUUUUAAUCAGCGCUGCGCUCAAAGUCAAGACUCGGGACUAUUGCAUUUCCUGUCAGGCUAUGACUAGGCCCCAUUCUCAGUUCCUCACAAUACGGAUGUACAUCAUCUUGGGUUUUCUCCAUUCUUCUCUUGUAAGUGCAGUCAAUUACACACCAUAUGAAAAAAGUCUGUAUAUUCUGUAAUCACCCCCUCUACUAUUCCAAGUGUACUGAACCGCCGCUUGUGCAAAACAAAAUGGAUGACAUCUUUUGAAUAGGUCAUAAAACUGAAAUUGCUUGUGCAUUCUUGUGGGGAAGAUACAAUGGAUUCUUUUUUCAGUUUGCCCAUAAACUGUCGAGUAGGAUGACCCAUGAAGGACACACCAGUACUGAUCCCAGAUCUGUGUAUUGGGAGUGUUGAAUGUGCAAAUAGGGCCUGCUGUGCACAGACAGACCUGAGAGACAAAGCCAAGCCUGAGGUGAAAUUAGUUUUUGGUUGUUUUUUGAUGGGAUUCUUUUUUUUUUUUUUUUGUCCCUGGUUUUCUUCCAAGCUGUGAGCCUUUCUAAUUGUGUUCCCCUUGGGAACAGUAUUGCUGCCAAAAAACAAGACAGCCCAAAAGGGGAACAGGUGUGUGAGUGUGUGUGUGUGUGUGUGUGUGUGUGUGUGUGUGUGUGUGUGUGUCUGUGUGUCUGUGUGUCUGUGUGUCUGUGUGUCUGUGUGUGUGUGUGUGUGUGUGUGUGUGUGUGUGAUGAUGAUGGUGGCAUAUACCAUGAAUAUCCAAAAGAAAGGCUUUGACUCUAAUAACUAAACUCCCCACGGACACCCCUGCUGCUGCGUGUGAACAGGAAGACCACCCCCUCUGGUCAUCACAAGAGGCCAGUUUCCAAAAGCUCUCACUAGUCAUCCCUCUGUUCUCUGUCACCAGCGAUCUGCGUUGUUCCUGUGUGUACUACAAAGUCAAUCAUGUGCAACACCUUUACCUCUUCUCAUCACACCUUCACUCCUGCUUGUGGUCCUGCAGUCAACAGCAGGGUCCGCGAAACCAUUUGCCCAGAUGAAACGACUUCAUUUGUGGACACCAUUUGUGAGCCGUACCCCUUUCGUUACCCUUUUUUUACACUGACGUCACCUGCUGCUUCUGUUGUGGCUACAUUCUGCCCUCUAGUGGAGAAUAUGUUUUAUGGUAGCUCCUUUCCAUUUUACUGCUUUUCAUUACUAAAAAACCCCCAAGAAAACGAUGGCUCGCCAUGUUGUAUAACUGGUUUUCAAACCGUUUCCUAUAACCUGCUCCCCACCCCGCUAAGACCUGGACUGGAUCAGACAGAGAGAUAUAAGUUUUUUUCGCUGAAACCCUGAUCCUGAUGGUCAGGUCUGGACAGUCAUAUCCCUUGGGCAAUUCAUCUGAAGGUUCAGGUUCAGCAGAGAAGUGAUCUUGAAAUUAUAUUUCAGUGAAAAUUGGCACAAAAAUAUGUUAAAACCCCCACUACUGGAGAACAGCAUUUCUUCAGAAUGUCUCUACGGUGGUCAUUGGUCGAGCAUGUAAAGGCAUUUUUUUAAACUCAUACAUUUUUGUCUCAUUUGAGAUUUAAAAACCAUCUACUUCUUUAAGCCUAUAAGUAAUCGUUUACCUGUUUCUACAUUCAAAUAAUGCUAUUUUGCUUAAUACAUGACUGUAACUGACCUACAAUGCGAAAAAAGAAAAAAAAAAACACUGAAAAGUAUGAGAAUGCCAAUUACUGCCUGUUGCAGUGUACCCCCUGAGUGGAGUUUGGCACUUGUGAAAAUGUAAGUAUAGUUUGUUUAAAUUACAAAACAGAGAUAAAAGACCGUGUUUGUACAUAAUAUUUGUAUGUGUAUGGUUGUUUACAUAUGCACUCAAAAAUAAUGGGGAAAUAAAACCAUUUAAAGUGUUUAA
Sardina pilchardus (European sardine) is the source of this 10490-nucleotide messenger RNA. RefSeq names its product Rho guanine nucleotide exchange factor (GEF) 4 (gene arhgef4). Gene Ontology annotation, biological process: intracellular signal transduction. NCBI's taxonomy places the organism in Eukaryota, Metazoa, Chordata, Actinopteri, Clupeiformes, Clupeidae. The record is from RefSeq and is a predicted model, not a curated record. The transcript has 14 exons. Gene Ontology annotation, molecular function: guanyl-nucleotide exchange factor activity; protein binding. The coding region runs from base 31 to 6723 and encodes 2230 amino acids.